This is a messenger RNA of Cuscuta campestris, 1222 nucleotides long. NCBI's taxonomy places the organism in Eukaryota, Viridiplantae, Streptophyta, Magnoliopsida, Solanales, Convolvulaceae. The record is from the annotation of a GenBank genome assembly.
AAAAUAUUAUGGCUAUUCUUAUCAAAGAAAGUGCAUUGGUGCUUGUUUUGAGUGCACUUCUCAUAUGCAUUGCUACUUUGUUUGUGGUUUAUUUUCGGAGGAUGAAAUGGAGUGCUCAAAUGAGCCACGUGAACAAGAGUAGUGUUCGUAUUCCCACAAACUGGCCGGUCAUCGGAAUGAUGCCGGCGUUAUUUCAAAACGUCGAUCGCGUCCACGACUACGUGACCGACCUCCUCGUACACAACGGGGGCACAUUUGAGUUUAGAGGGCCGUGGGUUGUCAACAUGCACAUGUUGGUCACCUGCGACCCUGCUAACAUCAACCACAUACUCUGCAAGAACUUCAAGAACUACCCGAAGGGGCCCCACUUCCAGAGAAUCUUCGACAUUCUAGGGGACGGAAUAAUCAACGUCGACUCCGAGCUGUGGGAGCUUCACCGAAAGACAACAAUGCCCCUGAUGAGCCAUCCCGAGUUUUCCCCUCUCCUGGUGAAAACGGUCUCCGAGAAGCUGGAGCGGGGACUUUUCCCCGUUCUGAUCUGGACAAGCACAUUGAGCUGGGAACUCCCUUCGGGCUGAAGGAGAUUUUCCGAAGGUUCGGUUUUGACAUCGGGUGCAUGCAGUUUCUAGACAAGGACCCGGGUAGCCUCGAACUCGACGAGAACGAAAGCCACCCGGUUUGCGAGGCGUUAAAGGCUGGUUUAAAUGCGAUUCUAUACAGACAUGUGCUCCCAGAGUGGUGUUGGAAGUUCCAAAAAUGGGUGCUUGGGGUUGAUAGAGAGAAGAGGCUGAGUGAAGCUUGGGAAUGUUUUGAUCAAUUCCUAAACCCCAUUAUUAUGCAAAAGAAACAACAACAAGAAGAAGAACAAUUUGGUGUGGAUAAUGAUGAAGAUGAAUCCAGCUUCAGCAUGUUGGGUUCUCACCUGAAUGCACACAAAGGAAAGAGUGACAAGUUCUUGAGAGACACUUUCUUGACCUUCAUGGUUGCAGGCUCAGAUACUACCAGUAUGUUACCUACGUUCCAUAAAUAGCACUUAAAUUGUUUUAUUCCCUAAAUAGCACUUAAUAAUGUCCAGAAGGAUAAAAAAUGUCCAGUGAUGAUGAACAUUUUCUUGAAUAAUGACUAAAAGUGCUACAUUGGGAAAAAUUACAUAUGAUGCUAUUUAGAGAAAUGUAUUACGGAGUAUGUUUUAGUGCUAUUUAAGUAAAUUCUCCUUUAAUUA